This is a messenger RNA of Carica papaya (papaya), 3487 nucleotides long. It is a transcript of the gene EIF3A, whose product is annotated as eukaryotic translation initiation factor 3A. Gene Ontology annotation, cellular component: eukaryotic translation initiation factor 3 complex, eIF3e; eukaryotic translation initiation factor 3 complex, eIF3m; multi-eIF complex. Gene Ontology annotation, biological process: translation reinitiation; formation of cytoplasmic translation initiation complex. Gene Ontology annotation, molecular function: mRNA binding; translation initiation factor activity. NCBI's taxonomy places the organism in Eukaryota, Viridiplantae, Streptophyta, Magnoliopsida, Brassicales, Caricaceae. The record is from RefSeq and is a predicted model, not a curated record.
AUUUCCACUAAAUUGAACCCGAAAGUAUUUAUAGAAUCAUGCCGGAUCAUCACAGGGGGGGGACUAAAACCCUAGGUUCUUGUUAUCUUCCACAACACAACUGAGUCUGAGAGAAGAGCGGCCAUUGCUAACUCCUCAGGCUGAUAACUUCCAACUGAAAUAUGGCAACUUUUGCCAAGCCAGAGAAUGCUCUAAAGCGAGCAGAAGAGUUGAUCAAUGUUGGCCAAAAACAAGAUGCACUUCAAGCACUUCAUGAUCUGAUUACUUCCAAGAGAUAUCGAGCUUGGCAAAAGACGCUUGAAAGGAUAAUGUUUAAAUAUGUUGAGCUUUGUGUUGACAUGAGGAGGGGUAGGUUUGCAAAGGAUGGCCUGAUUCAGUAUCGUAUUGUUUGUCAACAAGUGAAUGUUAGUUCAUUGGAGGAGGUGAUCAAGCAUUUUAUGCAUCUUUCAACUGAGAAAGCAGAGCAAGCUCGUAGUCAGGCACAAGCCCUGGAAGAAGCCCUUGAUGUUGAUGAUCUUGAAGCAGAUAAAAGGCCAGAAGAUCUUAUGCUAAGUUAUGUCAGUGGAGAAAAGGGAAAAGAGAGAUCUGAUCGUGAACUUGUCACACCUUGGUUCAAGUUUUUGUGGGAGACAUAUAGAACAGUGCUUGAAAUAUUACGUAACAACUCUAAGUUGGAGGCAUUGUAUGCGAUGACAGCACACCGGGCCUUCCAGUUUUGUAAGCAGUACAAACGGACAACAGAGUUCCGGAGGCUCUGUGAGAUAAUCAGAAACCAUCUAGCAAAUCUUAACAAGUACAGAGAUCAGAGAGAUCGCCCUGAUUUAACAGCCCCAGAGAGUUUGCAACUUUAUCUUGAUACAAGAUUUGAGCAGCUGAAAGUUGCUACUGAGCUUGAGCUCUGGCAGGAAGCUUUCCGUUCCAUUGAAGACAUUCAUGGCUUAAUGUGCAUGGUUAAGAAAACCCCAAAGCCAUCCUUGAUGGUGGUCUAUUAUGCCAAGCUUACUGAGAUUUUCUGGAUUUCAUCUAGCCAUCUUUACCAUUCGUAUGCAUGGUUCAAGCUUUUCACACUUCAGAAGAGCUUCAAUAAGAACUUAAGCCAGAAAGACUUGCAGUUAAUUGCAUCAUCAGUUGUAUUGGCUGCUUUAUCUGUUGUCCCAUUUGAUCAUCCCCGUGGAGCAUCUCAUCUUGAAAUUGAAAAUGGGAAAGAGCAUAAUUUGAGGAUGGCUAAUCUUAUAGGAUUCAGUCUUGAUCCUAAACUGGAGAAUAGAGAAGUGCUUUCAAGAGCAUCCCUUCUAGGAGAACUGGUCUCCAAAGGUGUAAUGAGCUGUGUGACUCAGGAAGUUAAAGAUCUUUACAAUCUUCUGGAGAAUGAGUUUCUUCCUCUGGAUCUUGCAUCGAAAAUACAGCCAUUGUUGAGCAAAAUCUCAAAACUUGGGGGCAAGCUUUCUUCAGCUUCAUCUGUACCAGAAGUGCAACUUUCCCAGUACGUCCCUGCUUUGGAAAAGCUUGCUACUCUGAGACUGCUUCAGCAGGUGUCUCAUGUAUAUCAGACGAUGAAAAUUGAGAGUUUAUCUCAGAUGGUUCCCUUUUUUGAUUUUUCUCAUGUGGAAAAGAUAUCAGUUGAGGCAGUGAAACAUAAUUUUAUAGCUAUGAAGAUUGAUCAUAUGAACGGUGUUGUACUGUUUGCUAGUUUGGGUCUUGAAUCUGAUGGGCUGCGGGAUCACAUGGCUGUUCUGGCUGAAUCUUUAAAUAAAGCAAGGGCUAUGAUAUAUCCUCCUGUUAAGAAGGCAUCAAAACUAGGUGAAUUGUUGCCAAAUCUAGGGGAUAUUGUGGAUAGGGAACACAAGAGGCUUCUUGCUCGCAAAUCAAUCAUUGAGAAAAGGAAGGAAGAACAAGAGCGUCAAUUAUUGGAAAUGGAACGUGAGGAGGAAUCAAGGAGGCUUAAGCUCCAGAAGAUAACUGAAGAGGCAGAGCAGAAGAGGCUAGCUGCCGAAUACGAGCAACGUAGGAAUCAAAGGAUUCUCCAGGAAAUAGAAGCACGAGAGCUUGAAGAAGCACAGGCACUACUUGAGGAAACUGAGAAGCGCCUUAAAAAGGGAGGAAAGAAGAAACCAAUUUUGGAUGGAGAAAAGGUAACAAAGAAGAGUCUGAUGGAGAGGGCCUUGAGUGAGCAACUGAAGGAAAGACAAGAAAUGGAGAAGAAGCUACAAAAGCUUGCUAAAACGUUGGAUUAUUUGGAAAGGGCAAAAAGAGAGGAAGCAGCUCCCUUGAUUGAAGCUUCUUAUCAGCGAAGGCUGGUGGAAGAGCAGGUCCUUCAUGAACGUGAGCAACAGCAAGAGGUUGAGCUGAGCAGACAGUGCCAUGAUGGAGACUUGAGGGAGAAGAACAGACUGGCACGCAUGGUGGAUAACAAGUUUGUAUUCCAAGAAAGAGUAAUGAGCCGUCGGAAAUCCGAGUUUGACCGACGAAGAGCAGAGAGGGAGGAAAGAAUAAACCAAAUCAUUCAGGCUAGGAAACAGGAGAGGGAGCUUAAGAGGAAGAAAAUAUUCUAUGUGAGAUCUGAAGAGGAGAGACUGAGAAAGCUGCAUGAAGAGGAGGAAGCCCGCAAACGCGAAGAGGCUGAGAGACGUCGGAAGGAAGAAGCUGAGCGCAAAGCCAAGUUGGAUGAGAUUGCUGAAAAGCAGAAGCAGAGAGAGUGGGAAUUGGAAGAGAAAGAGAGGCUGAGAAGGGAAACCUUGCUCAGGCCAGCUGAGGUGCCGUCCAGGGCUUCUGAAGUUCCCACUCGUCCAGCAGAGGCUGUCACUCCAACUCCAGCUGCGGCAGCUGCAGCCCCAGCAUCAGCUGCUGUACCAGCCCCUGGAAGGUAUGUGCCUAGGUUUCGCCGGGGGGAUAAAAGUGAAUCCUCUGGCCAGGCACCACCACCUCAAGACUCUGAUCGGUGGAGUGGCAGCAGCACCAACAAGCCCCCGUCUUCUACUGAAGACCGAUGGGGCGGCAGAGGACCUCCCCCUGAAACUGAUCGUUGGAGCGGCAGAGGACCUCCCCCUGAAACUGAUCGUUGGAGCGGCAGCAGAAGCAGGGCCCCACCUGCGGAAGGUGAUCGGUGGGGUAGCGGUCGAUCAGAUGACCGUCCUGCUAGUGACAAAUGGCGGGGUUCCUCCUUUGGUAGGUCCACUGCAUCUAGGGUCCCACAACGCUGAGUGAUGACCAGGCUACAAGUGUUGGUGAGAUGAUGCUUGUUGGAAGGGGGUUAAUUUUGACAUGAAAUAUCUUGGACGAACUGAACUACCUUAGUGGGUUUUUUUUUUUUUUUUUUUUUUUGAGUAAAACCUCGUAUUUGUCCCAUAACUUUUAAGGAAUAAUUGUUCUUGUUAUUGACUGGAACCUGGUUGGGUUUGGUUCUUUUGUUUUUAAAUUUAUUUUUACCAUUGCAGUGUAUUGAGAUGGCAAGCCUGAGGAACUCUUACUGUAAUCUGUUAGUACUUCA